AGGUAUCAACAGCUGGACUCAGUAAAGGACGAGAUUCGCAUCCUCAGCCUUCUUCCGGGGAGACCAAAUGAUGCCGUCGAGACCACGAUAUCCGUUGCUUGCCUGGACGACGACCCUUACUACGAGGCGCUAUCAUAUGUAUGGGGUGACUCAAGGCCAGAAUUCUGUCGAUGGAUUAGGGUGGAUGGCCAGAAGAGGUGGGUCACGCAGAAUCUGUGGGCAGCCCUGAGGCGACUACGAAGAACAGACGAGGAGCGAAAGCUUUGGGUGGACGCUCUUUGCAUCAAUCAGAAAGACGACGUCGAAAAAUCUCACCAGGUCGCAAUGAUGUCUCAAAUCUACUCAAAGACUGCUAUGUGUCUCGCCUGGCUAGGGGAC
Molecule: messenger RNA, 378 nt
Organism: Cryphonectria parasitica EP155
Lineage: Eukaryota; Fungi; Ascomycota; Sordariomycetes; Diaporthales; Cryphonectriaceae
Exons: 2
Source: RefSeq, a predicted model, not a curated record